AUGACGGUCGACAUUGCCAACACCUGGCUCGCCAUGGGCUUUCGUCGCUCCCGACUGAAUCGGCACUCGCAAUCGGCGGCCAAGCUCUUACGGGAUGCGGAAAGUGUCGACCAGACACACACUGCGCAUCGGCGGGAUCCUAACGGCCGCAAUGCUGGCAUGGUUCUGGGUAGGAACCACACGGCCAGGGACGAUGAGGCCGGAUCCGGCAUCGAGGGCUCGAUGUCCUACCACGAUGUCGUAUUCCGUGUCACUGCUAUCCCGUACGACUCGAGCAUCUCGCGUGUCGACUUGGGACUCCGACCUUCCCGUGUACGGCGCCAGCGGACGCCGCGUCGCCCGUCCCCCGUUCGUAUCAGACUGAAUCGUACCCCGGCGCGGGAACGAAAACGGGAAUGGGCACCUACAACGACCGAGGUCAUCGGAAGCCGCCGGCGGGUCCUACCAGCGAAACAGCGUAGGACAUCGAUUAGGUCGCCGACCCGUCGAACGAAAGCUUGUUUCCGAUCCAGAGAAACCGGAGUUGUAUUGCGACAGCAGCAUCCGCGAGACUCACCAGUUCCUCCAGAUUACACCGGAUUCCCGGUCAAUAGUAUGAAUUCGGCAUGGCGGACGGCUACGGAUCCCAACACCGGACGGACGUACUAUUAUCACGUGGAAACGAGGGAAACGCAAUGGCGGAAACCCAUGGAAUUGGCUAGUGAAACGGAACGCCAGGAGAUGGAAGAAAAAGAAAGGCGACAGCGUGAUUUCUUUGCGGCAAUGGAAGCCAACAUUCUACGGAAUCUGUCUCAAGAACAGCCUAACAGCAGCAGCGUUUUGUCGAUUGUCGCUGAGAACGAACGAGGGGAAACCAAACAUCCCGAAGGCUUGGCGGCUCCAAUCCAACCUUCCAAACUGUCCCGAGGUGCGUUUGCCCAACGGACUUCUUCCUUGCUACGACCCAAUCUUGUACGAACCAUUUCUACCAUGGACGAAGCCGUCAUCACGGACCUCGUCAAACGCGUUCCUUCCCAUCGUAGUAUUCUACACAGUGAUCCCGACGAAAUCUCUUUUCUACCCCACGACGUCAUGGCAAAAAAUGAGUCCUUUCGACUGGCACGGAAUUCCUCGCAAAUGCUAUCGAUCGACGAAGUUAUGCAAGAGUCGCAAUCGCACGGAUUUAAUUUAGAACAAUUGAAUUUGCAAGAUUCCGGAGUGGUGAAGCGGCGGCAAUCCGACGUGAGCUUGGGACCCGCCAAUGCGGUAACCCUUGCCAAAGAACCUUCCUUUGGUACCAUACUUGGGACGCUACCGGACGAUCACGAUCCCAAUUCGAGGCAGAGCAGUUUUUACGGAAGCUCGGCACUGGACGAAUCUAGUUUCAACUUUGGGUUGUCAACCGAAGAGACCCUAGCUCUACAAAAGCUUGCCGAGGUUUCCAAUAGCAUGUCGCGUCUCAGUUUCGGAGCCUCGCGCGACUUUUUGGGAGAAAUUGGGGAGGAGGAAGACGAAGACGAUUCCGAAUCGAGCGAAAUAGUCAUGACCCGAGGCUCCGCAAUGGUGUUGCCGGAACGACGACUUUCGUCGGAGGCCUGCCUUGCUCCCCGAAAUCGUAACAACCUCUCCAGUUUUCACACGGCACGUAGCCAUUUUGACGCCAGUCAAUCCUCCAUGCCCUCUCUAGCCGAAAUGAACCCGCUGGCGUCUGGUCCGUACUCGUCGUCAACACGCUUUCAAGAUAGCUUAACGGCCUCACGCAACGAGAGGGAACGAGCACUUUUGGAAGGAGACGGUUCGGGACAGCAGUCACCAACGGAAUGGAACGAAUCUACGGCGACGAAUUUAGAGUGGGAUCCCACCGUUGAAGAAAAAGAAGCGGAAGCGUCGCCCAACGCAGUCCGACCGAAAAUUACCCGUGCCAUUAGUAAUAAAAAACCUGCCGAGCUUUUAGCAUCGCGUCCGGGAAUUGGUUCGCGACGAAACACGUGCGGAACGCUCUACGUUGGGAGUACCAUGUCGGAUCCCGACAAGGACGCCUCCAUCAAGUGCGUGUGUGGCGUACUUCGGGCUCAUAUUUUGCAAUCGGAACUGGAAGAGAAUGCCGCGGCUGCUGCUGCGACUGACGAGUAUCGAAUCUUUAACGACCUCGAAUCGCAGCAGAGAUCACUCAAGAAAAAGUUUCGACCGAAUGUUGACUUUGUCGUGAAGCCGCCUCCGCCAUCCCUCGAGGACAUAAGCACGUUCUACCGGGAUGUCUUUACCCGGGCCCAAAUGGAAACGGAUUGUAUUAUUAUGAGUCUAAUUUACGUGGAACGGUUGGUCAAAGUCACGGAUGGAAAGCUUCGGCCACACCAGAGCAACUGGCGCUCCAUUCUGUUUAGCUGCAUGGUGCUCUCCAGCAAAGUCUGGGACGAUAUGUCAAUGUGGAACGCCGACUUUAGUCAGACCUGCCCAGCGGGCAUCGAAUUCACUUUACAGCGGAUCAACGCUUUGGAGGUGGCCGUGCUGUCUGCGCUGUCGUACGAAGUGAAGGUACCGGCUUCGGAAUACGCCAAGUACUACUUUUUGCUACGAUCCAUGAUAAUCAAGAGCGGUUUGGGGGGCCAAGAUUUGAUGAAAAAUCCGCUCGACAUUGAGGGCGCCCGGCGCUUACAGGCCGUCUCGGAGCGCUACCAAGUCGGUGUUUCCAAACCGGGGGGCCUCGCCAACUUUCGAUCGAAGAGUGUGGGUGCCACCGUCGCGUUGGAAGGCAGCUCGAACAAGGUCACCGCAAUCGAACAGCCCUCACAGAAGAAGAUUGGCUUGGAGCACGUAAUGCGCAUGUAA
Phaeodactylum tricornutum CCAP 1055/1 is the source of this 2808-nucleotide messenger RNA. RefSeq lists its product with no specific name. The transcript is spliced from 3 exons. Bases 1 to 2808 code for a protein of 935 amino acids. Gene Ontology annotation, cellular component: plasma membrane. Lineage: Eukaryota; Bacillariophyta; Bacillariophyceae; Surirellales; Neidiaceae. The record is from RefSeq and is a predicted model, not a curated record. Gene Ontology annotation, molecular function: protein binding.